This is a messenger RNA of Ostrinia nubilalis (European corn borer), 2044 nucleotides long. RefSeq names its product spondin-1-like. Bases 50 to 2044 code for a protein of 664 amino acids. Gene Ontology annotation, cellular component: extracellular matrix. The record is from RefSeq and is a predicted model, not a curated record. Lineage: Eukaryota; Metazoa; Arthropoda; Insecta; Lepidoptera; Crambidae. The transcript is spliced from 13 exons. Gene Ontology annotation, biological process: cell adhesion.
GCGGGCGGCCGUCUACGCCCGACCUCACUCCCAAAACUCCGCACAAUUUAUGAUGAUCCCGCUUAAAAUCAGCAACAUGCUGAGCUUGCUCUUGAUGAGCAUACUGUGGGGCGCAGCAAGCGCUACCGAGGAGUGCGAGCGCGCUCCGUCCCACGCGCAGCCGGCAGACGCCUUCUACCGCUUGGGGAUAGCCGGGGAGCCGGACCUGUUCUUGCCAGGAGAACUUUAUACCGUCUCGCUUCAAGGAGUAGACAGUGGACAAGGUUCCACUCCAUUCGUAGGUUUCAUGAUCUGGGCCGAAUUAGACGAGGAGCAAAAAAAUGAAAGUCUAGACAACUUGACCACCAAUCAGCAGCAGCACCUGGGCUCGUUCCAGGCGUACGAUGCGCAGACUAAGCCGCAUGAAUCGUGCAAGCCUGCUGUUGAUAAUGCCACUGCCCAUCCUAAAACUGAGAUACAGGUUAUUUGGAGUGCACCUAUGAAAGCAGGUGAGGUUUGUGUGCGACUAUGCGCUCGUGCUUCUCCAGCUACAAUGGCGGUAAAGGAAGGGGUUACAGGACCUACCGUAGAGACAGUAUCUGCAGGAGCAGAUAGUUCUACUAUCCAACGCAGUAUACUGGCGCGGAAGAUUUGCGCUGCCCCGGCUGCUCCUGCAAGCUUCGCAAGGCAGCCGCCCAUUGUGGAGCCCUGCUGUGCUUGUGAUGAGGCAAAAUAUGAGGUGACAUUUGAGGGUCUCUGGUCUCGGAACACGCAUCCCCAUGAGUUCCCACCAGAGACGGCACAGGCGCACUUUGGUGACGUAAUCGGUGCAUCACACACCGCUCAGUACCGCGUGUGGCAAGAGGGACGCAUCGCCAGCGCGGGCCUGAGAAAGCUCGCUGAGGACGGCACUACCACUAUGCUCGAAAAGGAACUCAAGGCUGAGAGCGAUCGCAUCCGCACAAUAAUCAAGGCUCGAGGCAUAUCUUGGCAACAAAUUUCCGGAGCUGGCAUCCCAAACACUUUCGCCGUGUUCCGUGUGGAUGCCAAGAAUCAUCUGGUGACGCUUGCCUCGAAGUUGUGGCCGUCUCCAGAUUGGAUCGUGGGCGUUUCGGCCUUGGAGUUGUGCAAUGCUAACUGCACCUGGUCUCAUUCUGCUACCUUGCCGCUGUAUCCUUACGAUGCAGGGACAGAUAGUGGUAUCACUUACACGUCCCGUCGUUCUCCGACGCUGCCCCCUUCCCCGGUACGUGCCCUGCGGCCUGAUUGGCCACGCGACCCUCGCUCACCAUUCUACAGCGCGACGGGCGAGAUGAAGCCCUUCGCUAGGCUCCGGCUCACGAGGCUACAGCUCUUUGAAAAGAACUGCGAUGCAGCUAGACACUACGUCGUCCCGCGCGCGCACAAGCGCUGCCACAUCGGCUUCCGAGCGCGCACCAUCACCAGCCAGGCCAUGCCGUGUGACGCUGGACCUUGCCACAAGCCUCCCAGUCAGGCGAACGCUACCAAUCACGAUUGGUUCUUUGUGGACGAGCCCAGCUGGCCAUGCAAGGUUACGACGUGGGGCGAGUGGUCGCCGUGCUCCGCGCGCUGCGGGCGCGGGCGGCGGCUGCGCACACGCUUCUACCUCAACCCGGACACUAACGUGCAGGGAGAGCUCACGCGCCGCCUCCUAAAUAGCUGGAACCGCCGGUUCGCUGAGCUGCAGCAGAUCCGCACGCGCUUCUACCUCAACCCCGACACUAACGUGCAGGGAGAGCUCACGCGCCGCCUGCUCAACAGCUGGAACCGCCGGUUCGCUGAGCUGCAGCAGAUCCGCGCUGCGGGUGCGGUGCGUACGCGCUUCUACCUCAACCCGGACACUAAAGUGCAGGGAGAGCUCACGCGCCGCCUGCUCAACAGCUGGAACCGCCGGUUCGCUGAGCUGCAGCAGAUCCGCACGCACUUCUACCUCAACCCGGACACCAACGUGCAGGGAGAGCUCACGCGCCGCCUGCUAAAUAGCUGGAACCGACGGUUCGCUGAGCUGCAGCAGAUCGUGAGUGAUGGGGGCCUUAAGCAUUAA